Charadrius vociferus (killdeer) is the source of this 746-nucleotide messenger RNA. It is a transcript of the gene MYL3, whose product is annotated as myosin, light chain 3, alkali; ventricular, skeletal, slow. Gene Ontology annotation, cellular component: myosin II complex. Lineage: Eukaryota; Metazoa; Chordata; Aves; Charadriiformes; Charadriidae. The coding region runs from base 72 to 653 and encodes 193 amino acids. Gene Ontology annotation, molecular function: calcium ion binding. The transcript has 7 exons. The record is from RefSeq and is a predicted model, not a curated record.
GCCACCUCUUUCCUCUCUGUCUGUCUGUCUCCUUGCUCUCCCUUCCUAAAGCAGCCCACCAGCAAACCAACAUGGCUCCAAAGAAGCCUGAACCUAAGAAGGCCGAACCUAAGAAGGAAGAACCCAAACCAGCACCUAAACCAGCAGAACCAGAACCCAAAAAAGAAGUUGAAUUUAACCCAGCUUCUAUCAAAGUUGAAUUCACCCCUGAUCAGAUUGAAGAAUUUAAGGAAGCGUUCUCACUCUUCGACCGGACUCCUAAGUCUGAGAUGAAAAUCACAUACGCGCAAUGCGGAGACGUUUUGAGAGCUUUGGGGCAGAAUCCAACCCAGGCUGAGGUCAUGAAAGUGCUUGGCAGACCCAAACCAGAAGACAUGAACUCCAAGAUGAUCGACUUUGAGACCUUCCUGCCCAUGCUUCAGCAUAUUGCCAAGACGAAAGACACAGGCACCUACGAGGACUUCGUGGAGGGUCUGCGUGUGUUCGACAAGGAGGGAAAUGGAACGGUGAUGGGGGCUGAACUCCGCCACGUUUUGGCUACACUGGGUGAGAGGUUGACUGAAGAGGAGGUUGAUAAGCUAAUGGCUGGUCAGGAGGAUGCCAAUGGCUGUAUCAACUAUGAAGCUUUUGUGAAACAUAUCAUGGCUAACUGAAUGUCAGGACAAGAUAGGCGCCGCGAACCCCAGAUGCUGGCCUUGGAUUUCGAUGUAACGGAAUGUCUUCUCAUUUUUCAGUCCAGAUUCCCA